This is a messenger RNA of Melanotaenia boesemani (Boeseman's rainbowfish), 1261 nucleotides long. It is a transcript of the gene polr3f, whose product is annotated as polymerase (RNA) III (DNA directed) polypeptide F. NCBI's taxonomy places the organism in Eukaryota, Metazoa, Chordata, Actinopteri, Atheriniformes, Melanotaeniidae. Gene Ontology annotation, biological process: transcription by RNA polymerase III. Gene Ontology annotation, cellular component: RNA polymerase III complex. The transcript has 9 exons. The record is from RefSeq and is a predicted model, not a curated record. Bases 216 to 1166 code for a protein of 316 amino acids.
GUCCCUUAUAUUUUGUCUUUAAUUGUCAUUUUUAAAGUCAACAGUGUUACGUCACUACGAAGACAGGGCGGCGGUUGGUUUUUGAACAGGCAGUUUUCAGGACACCUCCUCCAGAGAACGGCGAGGACCCGUUUUCGGACCGUGUUGUUUGCAUUAGCUGUGAGGCUAACAGUUUUACGGUGCUGCUCGGACAGAUCCCGCAGAGAUCUGCUAACAUGUCGGAGGUGAAGGUGAAGAAGGAGAAGAACGCCACGGAAUCGGCAGACGUCGAGAACAGGAUCAAAGAGCUGUGUCAGCAGUUUCCUCAAGGCAUCACAGACCAGGUGAUCCAAAAUGACCUGCCUCACCUGGAGCCUCAGCAGAGAGCCAUGGCCAUCAACAAGCUGCUGUCUCUGGGUCAGCUGGAUCUGCUGAGGAACAGCUCGGGGCUCCUGUAUCGGUUGAAGGACUCCCAGAGCACCAGUAAGAUGAAAGGCUCGGACAGCCAGGAGAAGCUGGUGUAUCAGAUCAUUGAGGAUGCAGGAAACAAAGGAAUCUGGAGCAGAGACAUUCGCUUCAAGAGUAACCUCCCUCUGACCGAGAUCAACAAGAUCCUGAAGAACCUGGAGAGCAAGAAGCUCAUCAAAGCUGUCAAGUCUGUGGCUGCAUCUAAGAAGAAGGUGUACAUGUUGUACAACCUGCAGCCGGACCGCUCGGUGACGGGGGGCGCUUGGUACAGCGACCAGGACUUUGAGUCCGAGUUUGUGGAAGUCCUGAACCAGCAGUGUUUCAAGUUCCUACAAAGCAAGGCCGAGGCGGCGAGGGACAGCAAACAGAGUCCGAUGGUUCAGAGGAACAGCUCUUUCGCUACUUCUCACGAAGUCUGGAAGUACAUCUGUGAGCUGGGAAUCAGCAAGGUGGACCUGUCUAUGGAUGACAUCGAGACCAUCCUGAACACUCUGAUCUAUGACGGGAAGGUGGAGAUGACAGUGAUCGCGGCGAAGGAGGGGACGGUGGGCAGCGUGGACGGACAAGUGAAGCUGUACAGGGGGGUCAACGCCAUCCUGCAGCCCACCGGCCUCGUCAAGACGCCCUGCGGACUCUGCCCGGUGUUUGCCGACUGCCACGAAGGAGGGGAGAUCUCGCCGUCCAGCUGCACCUACAUGACGGAGUGGCUGGACUUCUGAUGGACGCUCGUCUCGCUGCUUUUCUCUGUGAUGAAAAGUUUAUUUCAGCUUUGUUCUUUUUAUUUAUCAGAAACUUUAAUAAAAAGUGAAAUGUU